AUGGCGGACAGCGAGUACUCCCCCAAGUUCGCACCUUUCUUCUCCUUUAUGAUCUUCGGAUGUACGUACUUCUUCGUCCUACAGAUCCUAACAGGAGGACGAAAACUAACAACAACUCCAGCAAUGGGCGCCGCAUAUGGGACAGCAAAGUCUGGCAUUGGUAUCUCCGGUGUGGGAACCUUCCGGCCGGACCUCAUCAUGAAGUCCCUCAUCCCCGUCGUCAUGUCCGGUAUCAUUGCAGUCUACGGACUGGUGAUCGCAGUUCUGAUCGCCGGAGACAUGCAGCCCCCUCCGCUCCAGAAUACUAGCCUCUAUACGGGAUUCAUGCACCUCGCGUCGGGAUUGUCGGUUGGCCUCGCAGGCGUGGCCGCCGGAUACACGAUUGGAACUGUCGGGGACGCGUUUGAUCGUCGGUCUGAUCCUGAACUCGAGAAGUCACCCUUGAAUAGGGAAAAGGUGUUCGAUUUCGUAUGGUAUCCCAAUAUGUUGGCAAUUUGCUCUUUCCUGCGCAACGUCCUUUGCCCGUCCAUCUAUGCUCUAUAUAAAGACCGUGACCGCUUAGGGUGA
Aspergillus terreus NIH2624 is the source of this 567-nucleotide messenger RNA. Its product is annotated as vacuolar ATP synthase 16 kDa proteolipid subunit 2. Gene Ontology annotation, biological process: proton transmembrane transport. The coding region runs from base 1 to 567 and encodes 188 amino acids. Gene Ontology annotation, cellular component: proton-transporting V-type ATPase, V0 domain. Gene Ontology annotation, molecular function: proton-transporting ATPase activity, rotational mechanism. The transcript is spliced from 5 exons. NCBI's taxonomy places the organism in Eukaryota, Fungi, Ascomycota, Eurotiomycetes, Eurotiales, Aspergillaceae. The record is from RefSeq and is a predicted model, not a curated record.